Messenger RNA from Prunus armeniaca (apricot), 2508 nucleotides. NCBI's taxonomy places the organism in Eukaryota, Viridiplantae, Streptophyta, Magnoliopsida, Rosales, Rosaceae. The record is from the annotation of a GenBank genome assembly.
AUGGCUGAUCUUGCCUAUCUAUUGGCAACCAUACUCAUUGAAAAGCUCGGGUCCAUUGUUUCUGAUGAAAUUUCCUUGGCAUGGGGCGUUAAAGCUGAUCUGCAAAAACUUGAGCAGACAAUGUCCAUCAUCAAAGAUGUUCUCUUGGAUGCUGAACAGAAGCAAGCUCAUAACCAGCAGCUAUGCAGUUGGCUACGACAGCUUAAACAUGUGUUUCUUGAUGCAGAGGAUUUGUUGGAUGAGUUCGAGUGCGAAACUUUGCGGAGGCAAGUGGUGGAAACAUUUCAUCCCACAACCGGAAAGGUACGCCGUUUCUUCUCUCGUUCUAAUCCAAUGGCAUUCCGUUCGAGAGUAGGUCAUCAAAUCAAGGAGAUUAAGGAGAGGUUAGAUGAGCUCAAGUCCAUUAGGGCUAUAUUUGAUUCUCUCACUAGAACUUAUCAUCAUGAGACAGUGAAUAUGACCCACUCCUUCGUUCGUGCUUCAAAGGUUAUUGGUAGAGAGUCUGAUAAGAAACAAAUUGUAAGUCUUUUGAUGCAACAAGGUGAUGAUGAUCAAAGUGGGAAUGGGAAUGUCUCUGUUAUUCCUAUUGUGGGGAUUGGAGGUUUAGGGAAGACCACACUUGCCAAGUUGGUGUAUGAUGAUGAAAAGGUGGUUGGGCAUUUCGAAUUGAAGAUGUGGGCAUAUGUUUCUUCUGUGGACUUUGAACUUGCUAGAUUGACAAGACUGAUUCUUGGUUCUGCAUUAGAUACAGAGAUCAGCGAUAAGUUGACUCUGGAUCAGCUGCAAGCAAAGCUACGUCAUGCUUUAAAGGAUAAGAAAUUUCUGCUUGUCUUGGAUGAUGUUUGGAAUGAUGAUCCUAUCAAAUGGAAUGAGUUGAGAGAUCUAGUGAUAGAUGGGGCCAAGUCAGGAAGUAAGAUUUUAGUUACGACAAGAAAUACAUCCGUUGCUAAGAUGAUGGGUACCAUUUCAACAAACAUUAAUUUGGAAUUUCUUUCCUUUGAGGAUUGUUUGUCUUUGUUUGUAGAAUGUGCUUUUAAAGAGGGAUGUGAUAAACAAUACCCAAGCCUCUUUAAAAUAGGAAAAGAUAUUGUCAGAAAGUGUGGAGGGGUUCCAUUGGUGGUGAAAACUUUAGGGAGUCAACUAUACUCAAAGACUGAUGAACAUGAAUGGAAAAUGGUAAGAGAUUCUGAGAUAUGGGAAUUGAAACAAGAAGAUGAUGGUCACAUUUUACGUGCUUUGAGAUUGAGUUAUACCCAAUUGCCUCCUCAUUUGAGACAAUGUCUUGCUUACUGUUCCCAUCUUCGAAAGGAUACAAUUAGAUUUAGUAGUUUAAAUUUGAUCAGAUAUUGGAUGGCACAUGGAAUCCUUUAUCAAUCUCGUGAUUAUGGGAAUACGGAGUUGGAAAACAUCGGAGAGCAAUAUUUUAAGGAUUUAUGGGCGAGAUCCUUCUUUCAAAACGUUGUUGAUCAUGGUAUUUGCUUCACAUUUGAUAUGCAUGAUCUUAUCCAUGAUCUUGUACAAUCAGUUGCAAAAGAUGAGUGUUUUACAGUGAAGUCUGUAGACACCAAAGGCAUAUAUAAAAAUGUUAGACAUUUGACAUUUUUGAAAGCUGGCCAAAAUGUUUCAACAACCAUGCAAAAGUUGAACAAAGUGCGGACUGUAAUCGCAGACAGAAUAGACAUUGAUGAAUCCUUCCUGUGCACUUGCUUUUCAAGAUUCAAGUAUUUGCGAGUGCUGCUGUUAUGGACAGUAUCAUUAGAAGUGUUGCCAAGUUCCAUUGGUUCCUUGAAACAUUUGAGAUAUCUGGUCUUGUUUUAUAAUGAAGCAAUAACAAAACUCCCUAAUGCAAUUUGCAAGUUGCAGAGCUUGCAAACUCUAAAUCUUGUUGGAUGUGUGAAUCUUGAAGAGUUGCCUAGAGAUAUAAGCAAAUUGAUCAACCUCACAACACUUGGAUUUACCACAAAACAAACUAGUUUUACAAAGAAUGGGGUGGGAUGCUUGGAAUCACUUCAGUUUCUUACUAUUCAUCUAUGUAGUAAUUUAACCUCUUUGCCACGUGAAACGAGCUAUCUUACUGCAUUGCGUGCUCUGUGUAUAUGCAAAUGUGAACAACUGGAUUUGGAGAACAAAAACUAUCAAGGAACUCCAUUGAGGCUCCAAAAUUUGCAUAUUAUAGAUGUACCACGGAUGGUGGCACUGCCCAAAUGGUUUCAAGGAGCGGCUAACACCCUUCAACUCCUGUGUAUUGGCAACUGUGAAAAUUUGGAGGCAUUACCUGAGUGGUUGGCAAGUUUCACAUCACUCACAAAGUUGACCCUUGCUUCAUGUCAUAAAUUGUCAUCUCUGCCGGAGGGGAUGCGUUCUCUUACCUCCUUAAGAGAACUUGAGAUUCAAAAUUGUCCUAAAUUAGAAAGAAGAUGCCAGCGCGACAUUGGAGAAGAUUGGCCCAAGAUUUCUCAUGUGCCACAUGUUUCCUUUCACUUAGUUGAUUCAUUUCUCGAUAUAUAA